Hylaeus volcanicus is the source of this 2629-nucleotide messenger RNA. Its product is annotated as glyceraldehyde-3-phosphate dehydrogenase-like. The coding region runs from base 208 to 1341 and encodes 377 amino acids. Gene Ontology annotation, molecular function: oxidoreductase activity, acting on the aldehyde or oxo group of donors, NAD or NADP as acceptor; NADP binding; NAD binding. The transcript has 4 exons. The record is from RefSeq and is a predicted model, not a curated record. Gene Ontology annotation, biological process: glucose metabolic process. Lineage: Eukaryota; Metazoa; Arthropoda; Insecta; Hymenoptera; Colletidae.
UUGUAACAUAACGCUUUUAUAGGUCGAUACACGUAUACGCUUGUAGCACGUCCUAAUUAUAUAAUUAUAUUAUCUGUCAAACGCAGAAUUAAAAAGAUUCCAUGUGUAUUUAUCCAAUUUGUUUUAUACAGAAAACAUAACCAAUUAAUGCAAUACAUCAAAUGUCAAAAAGACUGUUAACCGUAUUCGAAAAGAAUAUCAUUUGCAAUGGCAUUAAUUUUAUUCUCUUUUCGUCGUAAUAUUUUUACGAUGCGGUCAAUUACACAACAAUUAUUCAUUGAUUCAAGAUUCAUGAAUCAAAAGUUACUGCGUUCAUUUUCCAGUUGCACAACAAACGACAAGAAUAAAAUUGGAAUUAACGGAUUCGGCCGUAUCGGUCGUUUGGUACUUAGGGCCGCAACCCUUAAAAAAGAUACCCACAUUGUCGCCAUCAAUGAUCCCUUCAUUAAUUUAGACUACAUGGUGUAUUUGUUCAAAUAUGACUCUACUCACGGCAGAUUCAAGGGAGAAGUUAAAACCGACGGUGGUUGCCUAGUGGUAAAUGGAAAUAAAAUUGCCGUAUUCAAUGAACGUGACCCAAAAUGUGUUCCAUGGAGCAAAACAGGUGCUCACUAUAUUGUAGAGGCGAGUGGUGCCUUCACUACUAAAGAAAAGGCCUCUGCUCAUUUGGAAGGUGGUGCUAAGAAAAUCAUCAUUACUGCACCAUCUGCUGACGCGCCUAUGAUCGUUGUUGGCGUUAAUUUAGAAACUUACGAUCCUUGUGAAAAGGUCGUCUCCACGGCUUCUUGUACUACCAAUUGCUUGGCUCCUCUUGCUAAGAUUAUUCACGACAACUUCCAAAUUGUCGAGGGUCUUAUGACUACCGUGCAUGCUUACACUGCUACCCAGAAGACUGUUGAUGGAAUUUCUGGCAAAUGGCGCUCUGGACGUGGUGCCGCACAAAACAUCAUUCCUGCUAGCACUGGUGCAGCCAAAGCUGUCGGCAAAGUCAUACCGGCUCUUAAUGGAAAACUAACUGGUAUGGCUUUCCGUGUGCCAGUGGCCAAUGUAUCCGUUGUCGAUUUAACUAUUCGACUUGGCAAGCCCGCAAAGUACAAUGACAUUAAGGCUAAAGUGAAGGAAGCGUCCGAAGGACCUAUGAAAGGAAUUCUAGCAUAUACAGAAGAUGAAGUAGUGUCCACUGAUUUUAAUGGUGAUACCCACUCCAGUAUUUUCGAUGCUAAAGCCGGUAUGGCCUUGAACGACAAUUUUGUUAAGUUAAUUGCGUGGUACGAUAACGAAUAUGGUUUUGCCGCCCGUGUGAUCGACAUGAUUAAAUAUAUGCAAAAGAAGGACAAUUAAAUAAAUUUUCGUAUAUCCAUGUUCAUAUAGUUUGUCCGUAUCAUGUGUGUCACAAACGUAUGUUGUCGAUGUAUGAGGGAUAUAAAAAUAUUUUUAAUUCCUUUCUGUAAUAUUAAUAUUUAUCAUUCGUUGACACAAAUAAAAAUUGUUAUGAAACUAAGAGGUUGGUUUUAUUUUACAGACGUUUCGUUUAUCUGCAUAUAUCGUUACAUUUUCACAGGAUUACACGAAUAAAAGGAAUAAGUAAAUAACAAUUAAUUUUAUAUAAUUUUUACACAACGUUUAUACACUUACAAAAAGAUUUUUCUCAUAUAUAUGUUGAUUGAAACAUUUAUUUCUAAACAGUUUUAACGUCAGGACAGUAUUAUUUCUUAGUCAGCGAUAGCGGCUGCACUAUUAAUAAUAUUAAUAUAUCGUAUUGUAUGGCACAAGGAAUUAUCUAUUAUUUAACUUUUCUUAACAAUGUUAAAAUCAUUGUUAGUUGUAAUGAUUUAACGAGUUCAUCUCUUUACAUCAAUAUAAUAUUCAUAUAAUCCUCGUAAGCAAAGUAGCAAAUGAUACGAUGUGAUAUUUCUUGUAUUAAAAUUGAAAGCGGUAUAUUAAAUAAUAUAUGAAGUAAAGCAAAAGUAGAACAUAUAAAUUGAUUCAAGGAUAUUAACAUUUUUUUCAAAGUAUAUUUAUUCUCUGAGUGUUCUGUUCCUGCGAACUUCAUUUUCUCUCAUUCCUUGUACUAAACUCUAUUGACUAUGUACAGUUACUAUCACGAAAUGAAAUACAUCGUAACACGUUUCAGAAAUACCGAUUCUCAGUUUUCAACUAUUUGCCAUGCUGUGAAAAAUUUGAUUGUACAGCGAUACGAAAAUACAGUUUUAUUUUUUUCGUCGUAAACAAUAAACGUCUAUCACUCGUUUCUUUUUUUUUUUUUUUUUUUUACAAUGUUCUAUAAUAAAUUGCAGUUUACAAUAAUUAUCAAGCUUUUUCACUCUAUGGCUCGAUGUAAACAUUCAACUUUUAAAAGAUUUUUAUGUAUAUACAAAGAACUAUGUUUUUGCAAUUCAGCACAAUACUAUGCAUAAAAAAUAGAAGUUCUCAAAAGGAAUCGAACGUUAAAAUGCUGUAACAUUUGAAUGUUAGAGUGGGCAGAUGUACUAUACUUCAUGUACUCAUACUCUUAAUAAUGCACACUGGAAUUGCGGGCGGGAAAGGAUUAAACAUGGAUUAUAGCGUAACCAUAAGGAAUUUUACUUUAAUUAAUGCUAUUUUAAUAUUAAACAAAAAAAUAGAAAAA